AUGUUGCAGUAAUAUUUGAAUAUGGGAUUCACUUACAUAACAGAUUUGCAAGUAGAAUCGAAACAUAGAGAUCUUGGAUGUGCUUUUAAAGAAAAUGUGUAGUCUCCAAUUAAGGAGUAAUCCCAAUCCCAGAUUUUGAGAGAAUUGUCAUUUGAUGUUUUGACUCCUGAUCAGCGGUUGCGAUAAAAGGGAAAGCCUGUGGGAUUGAAAAAUCUGGCAAAUGUUUGCUAUUUGAAUUCUCUGAUUCAGACUUAUUUUCAUAACCCAAUCUUUGUGAAGGAGAUACUGAGCUUUAAAUACCCAGUGCAAUUGAAUUUUGAGGAUCUCUUAAAUAAGAACGAGGCAAAGGCAAAGCGGAUAAAAUCAUCAAUCGAUUUGGUUGUGCAUUUGUAGAGACUGUUUGCUUACUUAGUUCACACAGACAGAAAGUACGUGGAUCCUUACAGAGUGUUCUUGAAUGUAGUAGAUGAAUUUGGUAAUAGGUUUUAAUUGGGAGAUUAGAAGGAUUGGGCGGAGUUCAAUUUAUAAUUUAUAACAUGCAUCGAUGAGGGAUUGAAAUAUCACGAGAAUAAAAUAAUGGAUGCUGAAAUUUAGAACAAAGAUGAGAGUGGUGACAUGCAUGAAUCAGAUUAGUAUUAGAAUGAGAAAAAUAAAUCUGGCACUACUUUAACGAGAUCGAUGAUAUUAUUAGAUGAGAACAAGGCCAAAUUGAUAGAAUAAUAGCCAUUGCAAUCACAGCCUUAGAAUUAGACAAUAAUCAAUAGAUUAUUCUUUGGAAAAACCAAAGAGUAUAUUACACAUCCCAAUCAGAGAAAUUAGAGUGAGGAACAAGAGUAAAUAUUUUUGUAGAUUAUAUUGAAUGUGAAGAAUAGGAGUUUAUAUUAAGCUUGGGAGGCAAAUAACUCUUUUUUGAUAGAGGGUUAUCGCAAUGGAAGUGAAGUGAUUGAGGUGGCCGAAAAAACCAUUUGGAUCACUUAGAUUCCUGAUUCCUUACUAUUUCAAAUACAAAGAGUGGGGUAUGAUCCAGAGAGAGGACUGAUCAAAAUGAAUGAUGAAUUUCGAUUUGAGAAGGAGAUCUAUGCUGAUAGAUUCCUUUUGGAGAACAGACAAAAGGUUAUAGAAACGUAAUAGCAAUUAAAUGAACUCAAAAUUGAAUAGGCCAAAUUACUGUUUCAGAUGGAUAAGUAUUAAAACUUAGGAGGCAUUUCUAUGCUAACCAUCUUAAAUACAGCUACUAAGUAUGUUAAGGAGGUGAAACCAGAUGAUGAGAUCAUGCAAUAAAGGAUUGAGCAAUGUAGAUUAAGUAUUCAAAUGAUUUUAUAGAAAUUUCAGUUUCAAUUGGAUGAAAUUAAUUAGAAGAUUGAAGACUUGUAUGCUAUAAUGAAAAAAUAUAAGUAUUUUCUUUAAAGCAUUUUAAUACAUGAAGGGGCGGCAGAGUCUGGCCAUUAUUAUACUUAUAUUUAUAAUCCAUUUUUGAAGCAUUGGUUUAAGUUCAAUGAUAUCAAUGUAACUUAGGUGAGUGAGGAGAAGGUGUUGCGUGAUGCCUAUGGAGAUGGAAAAUCGAAAACAAAUGCCUAUUGUUUGAUCUAUUAACGUUCUGAUCAUUUUGAACCUCAAUCUUAUUCAGAUUAUACGAACAAUUCCGUUUAUGCUCAGUACAUCCAAUAGAAUCUAUAUGAAGAGGUCACAAAUGACAACAAAAAGUUUUCAAUUGAAUAAAAAGAAUAUGAACUUGUGGAAUUAGGAGAUUUGGUAGUUGAAAUCUAUAAUGUGUAAUUCCAAUAAGUAAAUGAAAUGGCUAGGAAAUUUAAAAAUAGAAAUGGUAAUCCACUCAACAAUUUUCCAACCUAUUUGCGCACUCUGCUAGAUCAGAUGAAUGAUCUAGUCAAGUGGAGCAUUUUGGAUUAUGCCAUCAGAGAAGCAUCUCAAGGCAAAAGGAAUUUGAGAGAUUACCAAGAAUAAUUGAUCUUUCAAUAAAGGUGUAUAUCUAUUAUAUUGAUCCUAGAAUCAAAUACAAUUUUGAAUAAUUGA
Paramecium tetraurelia is the source of this 2031-nucleotide messenger RNA. RefSeq lists its product as uncharacterized. The record is from RefSeq and is a predicted model, not a curated record. The transcript is spliced from 4 exons. Gene Ontology annotation, cellular component: nucleus; cytosol. Gene Ontology annotation, biological process: protein deubiquitination; regulation of protein stability. Gene Ontology annotation, molecular function: cysteine-type deubiquitinase activity; cysteine-type endopeptidase activity. Lineage: Eukaryota; Ciliophora; Oligohymenophorea; Peniculida; Parameciidae.